Messenger RNA from Penicillium bovifimosum, 4560 nucleotides. RefSeq lists its product as uncharacterized. Bases 1 to 4560 code for a protein of 1519 amino acids. The record is from RefSeq and is a predicted model, not a curated record. The transcript has 9 exons. Gene Ontology annotation, molecular function: nucleic acid binding; ATP binding. NCBI's taxonomy places the organism in Eukaryota, Fungi, Ascomycota, Eurotiomycetes, Eurotiales, Aspergillaceae.
AUGCGUCGGAAUCAUCAGAGAUAUCACUCUAAACCAUUCCAAUUGCCCACGCAGAGGCGUCCAAACUUCCCCAUACCCCAAAGCAGUAGAACUGGCAUCAUCGACCAGAAACUCGUCGAGGGCUCCCAGCAGCCACGUGCCAGCAGUCCAUCACCCCGAAAGCCUUUCAAUGCCUUACCAUCCUCGGUUCAUGAUGAGGAUCCUCAGUUGGAUGAUUUUGAUCUGGAACUACUAGCUUCAGAGCAUAGAGAGAACGCAUUUGAAGAUGCUGGGCUUAGCUUCCCUAGGUCUGCACCGCUUCGGACAUCUCGGCAGUCUGAGAUUGACUCGCCGCAACUUUCGCGAUUCUUUCCAUCAAGUACGAGUAUCACUCCUUCUCGUGGCGGAAAUGGGACCAGUUCGUCCGACGCUUUAUUAGGCCCACCCUCGAGCCCGUUGGCUUUGUUCCGACCAAGAAAGAAUGGGUCACAGCCGGGACAGCGCAGUCUUGGGACGAGUCUUGAACGAUAUCUGAAUGAGAAUACUCAAUCGUCGCCGCAGAAAUUGAACACUCAAGAUUAUCCGGCUGCCUCAGCUAGCAAGGAACAACGCCAGGACCUAUUCAGCAACAUCCCGCCUUCUGUGCGAGGGAUUGUCCUCGUGCCAGUGAAUGAUCUACCAGAGAACCAUCGUUCAUUGUUUCCCUUCCCGCUCUUCAAUGCCAUUCAAUCCAAAUCCUUCCACCCGAUCUACAACAGUAACGACAAUAUCGUUCUGUCCGCACCGACUGGAAGCGGCAAGACAGUGGUCAUGGAGCUAGCCAUAUGCAGGCUCUUGAACACGAUCAAAGACGAAGGUUUCAAAGUCGUCUAUCAAGCACCCACCAAAUCUCUCUGCAGCGAGCGCUUUCGCGACUGGCACUCCAAGUUCUCCAGUCUGGGCCUCACAUGCGCAGAACUUACGGGCGACACAGACCACAUGCAACUGCGUAACGUUCAGAGUAGCCAAAUCAUCAUCACGACUCCCGAAAAAUGGGAUAGCAUAACCCGGAAAUGGAAGGACCAUAUGAAAUUGAUGCAGCUGGUGAAACUCUUUCUCAUUGACGAGGUGCAUAUCCUGAAGGAGAUGCGGGGAGCUACGCUCGAGGCCGUAGUAUCUCGGAUGAAGAAUAUCGGAUCAAACGUAAGGUUUGUAGCGCUGAGCGCUACUGUUCCUAACUCUGAAGAUAUCGCGACCUGGCUUGGGAAGGACGCAACGAACCAAUCCGUACCUGCGCACCGGGAGCAUUUCGGCGAGGAGUUUAGGCCUGUGAAAUUGAAGAAAUUUGUGUAUGGGUAUGCGUCUAGUCUCAAUGACUUUGCGUUCGAUAAAGUCUGUGGUUCGAAAUUACCCGAAAUUAUAGGAACCCACUCAUGUCAGAAGCCUAUUAUGAUCUUCUGUUGCACGCGAAACUCAUCGCUCGCGACAGCGAAAGACCUGGCUCGCCUUUGGACAUUGACGAAUCCGCCUGCCAGGUGUUGGAAGGGACCCCAGAGGCGCCUCGAAGCUCAUAAUGAGGACCUCAAGACAACACUUCUUGCCGGCGUAGCAUUCCACCAUGCAGGCUUGGGCCCAGCCGAUCGCCAUACCAUCGAAACGGGCUUCAGAGAUGGACACAUCAGUGUCAUAUGUUGCACUUCGACACUUGCAGUCGGGGUUAACCUGCCCUGUCAGCUAGUGAUCAUCAAAAACACCGUCAGUUGGCAAGAUGGCGGCUGCAAGGAAUACUCGGAUCUGGAGAUGAUGCAGAUGCUCGGCCGCGCGGGCCGGCCUCAAUAUGACGACAGUGCUACCGCAGUCAUUCUCACGAGGAAGGCGCGUGUGGCUCACUAUGAAAGACUGGUUCAGGGCUCGGAGAGCCUGGAGAGCUGCUUGCACUUGAAUCUCAUUGAUCACCUCAAUGCCGAAAUUGGCUUGGGCCAUAUUUCAGACGUCGAGUCUGCUGUCAAAUGGCUUGCUGGGACCUUCCUGUUUGUUAGGCUUCGUCGGAAUCCGACGCACUAUAAGCUCAAGGAAGGUGCAAACCAGCAAGACGAAGAUGAGUUGCUUCGCCAGAUCUGUGAGAAGGAUAUCGAUCUCCUCCGCCAGUGUGAAUUGGUCGACGCGGAGAGGCUUUGUUCCACGCAGUUCGGUGAUGCCAUGGCUCGCUACUAUAUCCAGUUCGAGACUAUGAAAGUGCUGCUGUCGUUAAAGCCGAAAGCUACUUUAUCCGAGACUCUUGAGGCGAUUGCACAGGCCCAAGAAUUCCAUGAAUUCCGGUUAAAACAAGGGGAUAAACCACUCUACCGAGAGAUCAACCGCGAUCCAGGCAUUCGUUUCCCAAUCAAAGUCGAUCUAGCCCUCCAAGCCCACAAGGUCUCACUACUCAUCCAAUCCGAGCUAGGAGCAAUCGAGUUCCCCGACAGUGAACAACUCCAAAAACACAAAUUCACCUUCCAGCAAGAGAAGUCUCUAGUCUUUGCGCAUGUGAACCGACUGAUCCGCUGCUUAAUCGACUGCCAAAUUGCACGCGGCGACUCAGUCGCCAUCCGCAAUGCCCUUGAACUCGCCCGGAGCUUCGGAGCAAAGGUCUGGGAUCACUCACCUCUCCAGAUGAAGCAAAUUGAGCAAGUAGGCGUUGUUGCUGUUCGCAAGUUGGCUGCUGCUGGGAUUACCAGUAUUGAAGAACUGGAAUGUGCAGAAGCUCAUCAAAUUGAGAUGGCCCUUAGCAAGAAUCCCCCUUUCGGGUCCAAGUUGUUAUCGAGAUUGAAGGAGUUCCCGAAGUUGAGGGUUGCUGUGAAGAUGGUCGGAAAGGACGUGAAGAAUGGCAGUGUCAAUGUUCGAUUCAGGGUUGAGGUGGCGUUCAUGAAUGACAAGACCCCGACACACUUUCUACGUCGGCCGGUUUAUGUUUGUUGUUUGACAGAGAGGUCUGAUGGUCAUUUGAUUGAUUUCCGACGCACGAGUGCAAGCAAGCUCCAGGAACGGUUAGAAAUUGAUCUUAGUGCGGAUUUGACGAGCGCAGAACAGGCCAUCGUGUGUCAUGUUCUGUGCGAUGACAUUGGUGAGAACUCUCCAACAUCAAACCAGCUUCUUUUUGUUAACGAAUCUCUAGCUGGGACAUCUAAACAAGCUGAGCUCAGACCCAAGCUGCCAUCCCAUAUGUUUGCAGCUGGACCAGUCGAGAAUAUCAAGCAAAACGCAGGAAAUGUCAAAGUACCACCUCAAAUACCCACUGCGAGACGAGACGGGAGUUUGAAUUCCAAAGUCACAAAGGAAGAGAAGACCAACGUGCCUCGUGCGCAGGCGCGAGAUUCAGUCAACGGCAACACAGAAUCUCAGCCAGAUAUAAGUUUUGACGGUGAUGACUUGGAACUCGAUGAUUUCUUCAUUUCAAAUAAACGCUGCGGUAAAGCUAAUGAGCCUACGAAAUCAAAAGAUCAUGACUCCGAUGACAUUGACUGGUUCUCAAUCGAUUCCACCCCGCCAAGUUUGGUCAAGCAAGUGCCAAAGAGCGCUACAUCCCGAGAGGAUGACUGGGCCGCAGAUAUGGGCGAGCAAGAUGACGAGGAGUACGAACCAGUGAGGCUCGCGAACGGCAAAUGGGCCUGCAAUCAUAAAUGCAAAGACAAGACGAGUUGCAAACAUUUCUGCUGUCGGGAAGGCUUGGACAAGCCACCGAAGCCCCCGAAGCGGACAGGGCCCACGACCCAGAAGGACAAUGGUCUCAAUCAGCUGACGAUUUCCGCCAGUAUCACGAAGAGCACGCCGGUCAAUAAGCCUAAACCGGGGAAAGAGUUGACUGGACAGCGUGCCAACAAGCCCAAGCAGAGUGAGCAUCAUCCAAAGGCUAAGAAGACUCUCCAGCCACAAGUCAAAAGGAACAAUGGAGCUCGAUCAACAUCUGUCCUUUCGGAGCUGGACAGGAACAUGUUAUCACUCAAGAGGAAAACCACUAGUCCCGUAAAGACGCUCUCCAGCGACUAUGGUGAUGAUGACUUCGACGAUCUCCCAUCUCCAUCUGAGCUUCUUGGACAUAAGAGGCAUGAUACAACAAGAACAGACGCUCCAGUCAUCAACAGCGAGGGUAAAGGUGGCACCGAAGAUGAUCCCGUCGUUGAAAAGGAGAAUGUGGAUGUCACACAGAGCUCUUUGGCACGACCCAAGCCAUCUGGGAAAGACCAAGGCCAGACCGAACCAUCGACCCUGCGAACUAAUACCGAAAUAAUUGUGAUUGACGACACACCUCCAUGCUCGGCAGAGUCUCCAAUGCUAAGUGACAAAGGCUCUCCGGCCGAGGACAGCACAGUGCCGCCUCCCUCCCUGAAAAGGAAGGCAGGCGAAGACGAAACCCAAACAGAAGCAUCCCCGAAGCGACAGAAGAAAAGUCCAUCUGUCCGUGCUUUGCAAGAUCACGCCCAAAAUGCUCUGGCAGAGGAAAAGCCUUUGGAACCAGAUCAACCGAUCUCCCCUGUCCCCUGGACUGGUAUGGAUUUAACCACACCAUGGGAUGAUGGCAUUGACUUGCUGGAUGAGUUCAAGGAUAUUAUUAGUUUUAUCUAG